Molecule: messenger RNA, 1985 nt
Organism: Toxorhynchites rutilus septentrionalis
Lineage: Eukaryota; Metazoa; Arthropoda; Insecta; Diptera; Culicidae
Product: maltase A1-like
Exons: 4
Coding region: 72-1907 (611 amino acids)
Biological process (GO): carbohydrate metabolic process
Source: RefSeq, a predicted model, not a curated record
CACGGUUCCUUAUACUCGUAGUGACUGAAAUGUAAGCUCAUCGUGCAGGUGUAAAAUUAAAAAUCUUUACAAUGGCAUCAGCGCUUAAUUGUUGGAUAAUUUGCAGCGCGAUGCUACUGCUCCAAUCAGGAGGUUUAUUCAGUGAGAAAUUGAGAACACUUAAAGUGAGUGAUUGGUGGGGGAAGGCUGGAUUCUAUCAAAUCUAUCCUCGUUCCUUCAAAGACAGCAACGGUGAUGGAGUUGGGGAUUUGAACGGAAUCACCGAGAAGUUACCAUAUCUCAAAUCGAUCGGCGUCAAAGCGUUCUGGCUGUCUCCAAUCUAUAAAAGUCCGAUGGCAGAUUUUGGUUACGACAUCUCCGAUUUCCGCGACAUUCAGCCAGAGUACGGUACGAUGACAGAUUUCGAUCGGAUGGUAACGAGGGCGAAAGCGCUGGGACUGAAGAUCAUUUUAGAUUUUGUGCCUAAUCACUCCAGCGAUGAGCAUGAAUGGUUCCUGAAAAGUGAGAAUCGUACGGCGGGCUAUGAGGAUUACUAUGUAUGGCACGAUGGGAUUCCCGGAAAUAACCCUUUGCAAAACGAUCCGCCAAAUAACUGGGUUGAGAAUUUUCGCGGCAGUGCGUGGAGAUGGAGUGCCAAACGCAAGCAAUACUAUUUGCAUCAGUUCCACUACAAACAACCGGAUUUGAACUACCGAAAUGAGAAAGUUGUGAACGAAAUGAAGGACGUGUUACGAUUUUGGUUGGGCAAAGGAGUGGACGGAUUUCGCGUGGAUGCUGUCCCGUGGCUGUUUGAAGUUGCCGACUUCCGGAACGAGCCCGUUUCGAAUCUUACCAGCAAUCCCCUCAGCCCGGAAUAUCUCGUUCAUAUCUACACGCAGGAUUUGCCCGAAACGGUCGACAUGGUGUAUCAGUGGCGUGAAGUAAUGGAUGAUUAUAAAACCAAAAACGGUGGUGAUACGAGGUUGUUGAUGACAGAGGCGUGGUCCAAUUUGUCCGUUGUUGCAAAUUAUUUCCAGGACAGCAACAAAAAGCAGGGCUCUCAUAUGCCAUUCAACUUUCAACUUAUUUUGCGUUUGAAUCAAAUGUCCAAAGCAGCUGAUUUCAAAACUGUCAUUGACUCUUGGUUGGACAUUGUACCUGGUGGACAUACGCCAAAUUGGGUGCUAGGUAAUCAUGACAGACGACGGGUGGCUUCUCGAAUGGGAGGAGAACAUAUGGUCGAUUUAAUGGCAAUGGUAGAAUUAACAAUGCCAGGCGUGUCCGUAACUUAUCAGGGAGAGGAGCUUGGAAUGACUGACGCUAAUCUAUCUUGGGAACAGACUAAGGAUCCUGCAGCUUGUCAAACUAGUGAGGCAGAGUAUACGAAAUAUACCCGGGACCCUUCGAGAACGCCAUUCCAUUGGGGCAACAGCUCACUUGCUGGUUUCACAAACGGCACUAAAACUUGGUUACCAGUGGCAGCGAACUAUCAAACUGUCAAUGUACAAGCUGAGCAAACAGCCAGCAAGAGUCAUCUCAAGGUGUUCCAAGAGCUUAUGAAAUUACGAGAUUCGUCAGAUUUCUACGAAAACCAAUAUGGAACAGUCGUUCUUGGUACCAAUGUUUUGGCUAUAGUACGUGUGGAUUGUAAGGGAGUUUAUGUGACCUUAUUGAAUAUAGCAAAUGCAACUGAGACUAUAAACGCAGAGGAAGCGAUUACACGGCUCAAUAUCACCAAAACAUAUGAAAAAUCGCGGGUUCUAGUGGCCAGCGUUUCAUCGAAGCGCUCCAUAGGUGAUACCCUGCAGUUGCAUGAAGUAGUCUUACAACCAUACGAAGGAUUAGUACUCAGAAGUGGUGCAACACUUUUGUUUGCUAGAGUACUAUAUAUACUUGCAACGAUAACCAUACAGAGACUUUUCAGCUAAUCGGAGUACUAAAACCUGUAUAUAGUUUUAGGAGCGCAUAAAAAUCAAGAAAAUAAUAUAUACUUAAAUUAUCUCAGA